AUGCUCGUAAGAAGAUGGGCAUUGAAUAAUGCCAUUAAGACCAGUAGAAUGAGUUGGAGAUGUGCAUCUAAUGAAACAAAGGAGGGCAGCAGAAGGUUCAUGCAGACUACUCCCAAAACUACACCAAAGCCUGAAUUCUAUGGUGGCUUCAAGUACAUGAACAAAGGCAGCAAUGCUAUUGAUGAUGACAAGAAGUGGUCAAAGCAUACACUUUCAGCACAGGACAAUUCUGAAUCGAAGAAAGAUGAAGUGCAUGUUCGCUCAAGGAGAUCCAGGACAACACGAUUUCAAAAUAAGAACUUGAAGAGCGUAGGAAGCAGUCAUAUCCGUGAAUCAGAAAACGAUGCACCAUCUCAAGAAGCUGUUGCAAAUGAGCCAACAAUAACGAUUGCUCAGGAACCUAAGAUUCCAGAUUCCAAUUCAAAUAAGAGCAAGGUGCCUGAAAAAAGCUCUGGUGUAAAUGCCGUUUCACAACCUAAGAAAAGAAGAACGUUGAAGCCAAGAAAAGCAUUGAUUACGUUAUCUCCAUCAGCAGUUAAGCAUUUGAAGGGCUUAUUGAACCAGCCAGAUCCCAAAAUGAUUAGAAUAGGUGUUAAAAAUAGAGGUUGCUCUGGAUUGACCUACAAUUUAGAAUACGUGUCAGAGCCAGGGAAAUUUGAUGAAACUAUAGAACAAGACGGGGUCAAGGUUUUGAUAGAUUCAAAGGCAUUAUUUUCAAUAGUUGGGUCUGAAAUGGAUUGGCUAGAUGACAAGUUAUCAUCUAGGUUUAUCUUCAAAAAUCCGAAUUCUAAAGGAACAUGUGGUUGUGGGGAGUCAUUCAUGGUUUGA
Molecule: messenger RNA, 828 nt
Organism: Priceomyces carsonii
Lineage: Eukaryota; Fungi; Ascomycota; Pichiomycetes; Serinales; Debaryomycetaceae
Gene: ISA1
Product: Fe-binding Fe/S cluster assembly protein
Exons: 1
Coding region: 1-828 (275 amino acids)
Biological process (GO): iron-sulfur cluster assembly
Cellular component (GO): mitochondrion; cytoplasm
Molecular function (GO): 2 iron, 2 sulfur cluster binding
Source: RefSeq, a predicted model, not a curated record